Molecule: messenger RNA, 4806 nt
Organism: Oncorhynchus kisutch (coho salmon)
Lineage: Eukaryota; Metazoa; Chordata; Actinopteri; Salmoniformes; Salmonidae
Gene: lbr
Product: lamin B receptor
Exons: 14
Coding region: 1341-3167 (608 amino acids)
Biological process (GO): cholesterol biosynthetic process
Cellular component (GO): nuclear inner membrane
Molecular function (GO): Delta14-sterol reductase activity
Source: RefSeq, a predicted model, not a curated record
CACACAGUUGCUGUCUGAACCCAAGCCUAUGUCCAUUGCAAAAUGAGGCCAAUCAUCUGCUUCUGGUCUUGUAGCUUCUUUUUACAGGGGUGACAAGAUCUCACAGUGGGAGUCAACUACUGUGUGCAGUUGUUUGCAACAUAAUGAACAGUAGGAAGACGUUUCCUGGAGGAGGGUCUGAGAAGAAUGCCAGUCCAUUUGCAGUUCAUCUGUACCGGAGUAGAGAGAAGGCUCUGCAGGGGCGGAAACUGCUGUAAGACAGGAAGAUCGACUAAGCGGCUGUUUGGCUUCAUGACCUCAGAGAGCGGGCGGAGAAAACGCUGUAAUUGGACUGUAGAGUUGGUUUGAAUUUUCAAAAUAUUUUUUGGUUUCCUUCCGUAGUCAUGAAAUGACUGUAUGAACUUUGAAUUGUGACAUCUGUUUUGACUUUGCAUUCACAGUUAUAACUGACUGCUGAGAGAAGAUAUGUUUCAUGAUCAUCAUCUUUCAUAAUCCUAUGUUUUGAUUAUUUCUUUGCAAUAUCUCAGACUCCUUGAAUGUAGUUUUGUAUAUAUCUCUAAGCAUAUAAAGCAACAUCCUACAUUGUGCAAUUGAAUGUGAGGUCAGUUAGCCCAACAUGUUGAUGAUAAUUCAGAGCUUCAUAGAGGGGAUGGCAUAGCACCAUGUUACAGCUGGUUUGUAAUGUUGAAAGCAACUCCUGCAACAAGAUGUUGUGAACAUCUAAUAUAUACCUGACAUUUGGUAGAUAGUGUCACUGGUUCUGCACUGUUUUCAGCUUCAGUCAGAUUAAUUCACAAUUAGAUUCAAUAUCUAAUGACGUCUAGAAUGCAUGAGCACUUGAGAAAGUGGAAAAAUGUGUUGAACUGUGCUGUCUAACCGUUUUUUCCAUUAGUGUAAUUAACGGGCAGUAAUAAGUUAAUACAUGAUGCGCAUUUAUUUACAGAUUUCUGGAUUUCAAUUGUUGAUAUUUUCGUUAAGUUUAAUACAAUUUUAAAUAACCUUUUAUGACCAACUUUAAUCAGUUUACUUUGUUUAUUAACAAAUUGUUGUAAAUGCUCUACAAUUUACUACAUAAUCAAAUCAAGAAAGGGUUUGUAUAUUAGCAUUUUCCAUGCAUCAAUAAUGCUGAUGUAAUUAAUAAUCUGUUUAAACAUUAACUUCCAUUUUUACUAAAACAAAGAUUAUCUUCCAUACAAUUACAAAAAAAUAUUUCCUCCAUUUUGUCUGACGCUUGUAGAAAUCUUAUGGCACAUGACACCAAGUACACCGAGUUGGAAUCACUGAAGUAACUGGCAAGGCUAGAAAUCUGACACCGUCAACAAAGAAAGUGGUAAACGAGGAUGCCGAGUAUCAAGUUUCAGAGUGGGGACACAGUAAUGGGCCGCUGGCCCGGCAGCAGCCUGUUCUACGAGGUCAAGGUACUGAGCUACGAUGCCAAGAAUCAGCUCUACACUGUUAUCUACAAGGAUGGCACCGAACUGGAGCUCAGAGAGGCUGACAUGAAGAAUCCCACUGGGUUCAAACCAAGCCGUCGCUCUCGUUCUCGUUCACGCUCCCCGUCGCGGCGGCGCAGCCGCUCCCGUAGCCCAGCCAGGACCACCAGGCGCUCCUCGUCACGCACUGUCAGCGGCACCUCCAUCGCGGAGACCCACAACGCACGCAAGGAGCCCAAACUGAAAGAAGUGCUGGAGGUCAGACUCGUUCCUGUGGCAAAGCCAAUUGAGAACAAUAUCAACAAUACUCAUGAAAUGACAGAGGAGAAUGAUACUGCUAACAAAGUCAACGAGAAGCCUGCCGAGGUGGAGCCAGAGAAGAAAGUAGUAGAAAGCCGCUACAACUUGAGACGCAGGAAGGAUGACGGUGAUGCCAAGCCAGCCGAGCAUACGGAGGAGGUUGAGCAGAAGCCUGCAGUAGCCACAGCCCCCAUCACCACUGUGCUGGAGUUUGGGGGGAGGCUAGGAGUGUUCUGCAUGACUUUGCUCCUGCCUGCGACUGUGUUGGGCCUGAUGGUGGUUUGCAGUCAGGAGGAUGCUAGCCUGAUGAGCUCCCCCCCUCUGCCUGCCCUUGACUCCCUGUGGGACCUACGGGUGUUUGGCAUGGUGGUCCUCUGGUUGCUCUUCCAGGCCCUGCUCUACGUGCUGCCUGUUGGAAAGGUUGUGGAAGGAAUGCCCCUGAAGAAUGGAGAGAGGCUGAAAUACAGAAUGAACACCCUCUAUGCCUUUGUGCUGACGGUGGCUGCCCUGGGGGCUGCAGUGCACCACAAGAUAGACCUCAGCUACAUCCACAGCCACUUCCUCCAGCUGGCUGUGUCUUCCCUGCUCUGCUCUGUCCUACUUAGUGUCUACCUGUAUGUCCGCUCUCGCUGGGCAACCCAGGACCUGCUGGCCCCUGGAGGAAACUCUGGGAGUGUUAUUUAUGACUUUUUCAUGGGAAGUGAACUUAACCCCCGGAUCAAAGGCUUUGAUCUCAAAUACUUCUGUGAACUGCGCCCAGGAUUGAUUGGUUGGCUGGUGAUCAACGCUGCCAUGGCUCUGGCUGAGAUGCAACUACACCACCUGGACUACCCUUCACCAGCCAUGAUCCUGGUCAACUGCUUCCACCUGCUCUAUGUGCUUGAUGCCUUUUGGCAUGAGGAGGGCGUCCUGAGCUAUAUGGAUAUUACCCAUGAUGGGUUUGGCUUCAUGCUGGCAUUUGGAGACUUAAUGUGGGUCCCCUUCACCUUCAGCCUCCAGGCCUACUACCUGGUUCACCACCCCAAUCACCUCUCUCUGCCCUGGAUCGUAGGCAUCGUCACUCUCAAUGUCAUUGGAUUUAGCAUCUUCCGUAAAGCAAACUCACAGAAAAACUCCUUCAGAAGAAAUCCAUCAGACCCCACAUUAUCCCAUCUGAAGACUAUCCCUACUGCCACUGGGAAGAGUCUCCUGGUAUCUGGUCUGUGGGGGCUAGUCCGUCACCCCAACUACCUGGGUGACCUUAUCAUGGCUCUGGCAUGGUCCCUACCCUGUGGUUUCACCCACAUCCUGCCAUACUUCUAUGUGAUCUACCUAUCUAUCCUACUGGUUCACCGGGAGGCCCGAGAUGAGGCCCAGUGCAGGAGGAAGUACGGCUCGGCGUGGGAUGACUACUGCAGAGAAGUCCGCUACCGCAUCAUCCCCAGAGUCUACUGAGGCCUAUGCCACCCCUGCCCCCAUGCCACGCCCUUCAAUUCUGCAAGCUUACGACUCAUCACACGGCUGCAUGAGUUCACUGAGAAAAAACAAGUUGUUUGGAAAUUAGUUUGAGGACAUUUGAAUUUUGGAAAGGAGGACACUUGAUUCUUGGAAGUACCACAAGAGCAGCUUUCUUUUGAAGUUACAUGGUUUUAGGAAGGUAAACACUCACUGACUGACUGAAUUUGGUUUAUGCCUUUGUUUAGCGAGAAACAUUUGAAAAAAUAAGCCUCAUAAUCUAGUGAAGUGAUGUGUAUAUAUAUAUUUUUGUACAUAUACAUUUUUUUAACUGAAAGAUACCUAACAACAUUGCAUAUUUGGUCUGUGUUAGUGUUCUUUGCUCCCAUAUUCGACGUAUACAAUAUUUUCUUGGCUUUUAUUUUGAGGUAUUUUGUAAUGAUAUCUUUGGUAUACAUUACUUGUGUAUAUUGUGAAUGAUGGGAUUUAAAUGCUCUUUUUUUCCACUGUACAGUUAACAUAGGACUAUAACGUUCUCCCUCAGGAUCACGACGUUGUCAAAAAAUUGCAUUUAGGUUUUAAUUUAUAUAUAUUUUUAUAUAGAGAUAUGUAGCCUAGUGUUAACUGAGAGUGUAAAAAAAAAAAAAUGGGCGGUUUUAAAUGCAUUAUGCGAGAUUGCGUUUUAUAACCGAAGUCUAUUAUUUGUCUUUGCUACCUCAGGUUCUGUCAAAUUCCUCCCCAGUCCUCUGGAUGGUGGUGUUGCUUAGUGCUCCUGUGAUAGUCACAGUCACUGUUUCAGAGGGAAGACAACCCAUCUGUUAUCAAAUAUACAUACACAUAAUCUUAUUUAAAACCAUUAAAAUUUGCAAGGGCGCUUACAGACAGUAUCCAUUCAAGCAUCACAAACCUUAAGUUAUUCAAGGUGUCAAUAAUGACAUGAUUUUUUAAAAUGUUUAUUAUUUUUAUUUUAGGAUUUUAACCAAGUUUAUACUGUGACAUUCUGCACAAUGCUGUGUAGUGUGGUGGCCUUCUGGCAACAUUGGUGUUUUAUCCUGUGCAUUCUCAAACCCAAAUAAGUAUUUUUGGACCCAGCUGUAGAUGAACAGCAUCGCAGCAAUAUGUCAACUAGAAUAUGUGGCAUUUUAUGUGACUGAAUGCAUUGUACAUAUUCUAAAUGUGUUUUUUUAAGUAAAAAAAUAUUAAAGUUAAUGGUAGUAAUCAUAGAUAUUAUGUUCCACAAGUAGAUAUUUAAAGUUACAUUUGAUUUUAACUUUUGUUUUUAAGUUAAUUGCCUGAAUUACCAUUGUAGCCAUUUUUGUUUACAGCUAGAUCUGCCGUUAUUACUGACUCAGCCAUCUGAGAAGAUUACUUGUGAUUUGAGUCAUUUAUCAUGAACUAUUUCUCAUUGAGCCACGUUCUGUACCCAACCCCUGUGUUUGUGGCGGAUGGGACUGGUAAUAAUAUCCUGUUUUGGUCAGCUGGUAGUUUGUCAAAGCUAAAAGUUGGAAGUAACUAAGAAUUUGGAAGAAGACCCAAGGUUUUUGAAUCAUUAAAUUCUGGUGGAGACAGAUCAAACCUGUGACAGUGGCUGGAAAGCUUGCAUUGUACAAACAUUUUGGCAAAAAAAUAAAGAUGUCCA